Molecule: messenger RNA, 2471 nt
Organism: Drosophila rhopaloa
Lineage: Eukaryota; Metazoa; Arthropoda; Insecta; Diptera; Drosophilidae
Gene: C901
Product: neurogenic locus notch homolog protein 4
Exons: 8
Coding region: 371-2038 (555 amino acids)
Biological process (GO): anatomical structure development; cell communication
Cellular component (GO): cell surface; extracellular region; membrane
Molecular function (GO): signaling receptor binding
Source: RefSeq, a predicted model, not a curated record
UCUCUUCUGGCCCGGUGAUUCAUCAAGUCCAUCGAGUUCUUGGCCGUCCGAGUGGUUCCCGUUCUUUUGGCCGCGAAGAAAGUUGUCUUCGAACAUGUUAAUUGUGACGCGACUGUGCGAGGGGCCGUGGGCAUUUGUAGCAGUCGAUUUCUUUUAACGGUCUUAGCUUGGCCAAACGAAAGCACUUUUCGUUCGAGCCGAUAAUCCGAUACGUCGAGAUAUUUGUCAAAGGCCCUCUUGUGUUUUUUGUUUUCGAGUACAGCCCAUUAAGAACGUUUAAAGUGUUCCCGUAAAAUAGCUUACUUCUUACGAAAGGUCGUCGGAAUCAACUUAGACUUAGAGUAAACUUAAAGAGAAAAGGGCCGCAGAUAUGUUUCCAGAUAAGCAGACGGCGCUCCUGCUGGUGACCGCGAUCACCGCCCUCAAAUUGGAGGAAGCCGAUUCCUUCAGGCGCAACUUUGAUGCGCGCCAAAGCAGCAAUUCGAACAUUCCACUCUGGAAACAGCGAGCCUGCGAGAAGUCGCAGAAACAGAAGCAAAACGCACAUUACGUGUGCGAUGAGAAGGGCGACUUUAAGUGUCUUCCGGGAUGGCAGGGUGAUCUCUGCCAGGUGCCCAUGUGCCGGAGGGGCUGCGACCCCAUGAAUGGUUACUGCCAGCGACCCGGAGAAUGCAGGUGCCGCAUCGGAUACAGUGGCGAGAUGUGCGACAAGUGCAUCCCACUGCCCGGCUGCCAACACGGAGGAUGCACCAAGCCCUUCGAGUGCAUCUGCAAGCCCGGCUGGGCCGGACUCUUCUGCACGGAACCCAGUUGCCGGAGCGGAUGCCACAGCACCCGGGGAUAUUGCGAGGCACCCGGCGAGUGCCGCUGCCGGAUUGGCUACGCCGGACGCACCUGCUCCGAGUGCGCCACGAUGCCGGGCUGCCAGCACGGAACCUGCAACAAGCCGCUCGAGUGCCUCUGCCUGCCCGGCUACACAGGACUCCUCUGCCAGACGCCACUGUGCGACCCCGACUGCAGCAAACAGCACGGAUACUGCCGCAAACCUGGCGAGUGCCGCUGCAAAGUGGGCUGGACGGGCAGCCAGUGCGACAAGUGUUUUCCGUACCCGGGAUGUGCCAACGGGGAUUGCGAGGCGCCGUGGGAGUGCAACUGCCAUCCCGGCUGGGGCGGGAUGCUGUGCGAUGAGAAACUCACCUACUGCGUGGAGCAUCCGGACACGUGCGAGAACGAGGGCAAGUGCAUGUCGCUGAGCCGCGAGGAUGGCAGCUAUCGCUGCCAGUGCCGGCAGGGAUUUCUGGGCAAGAACUGCGAGAUACGCGAUGACUUUCUGCUGACCUCGGUGGCGCCACCGCGCAUCACACCGCCAACGCCCUCUGAUUUGGAGCUGGAACUGGACCAGGACCAGGACCAGGACCAGGAAACAGGUGGGCCCUCGCCUGAUGUCAACACGAUAAGCGGGGGUGGGGGCGGUGCCGGUGGACAGGUGGAAAAGUUGCCGGCGGGUAACGAGCCGGAGCGACGGACAAAUGACACCGCAGGAGCCAUGGCUCCACGACCCACUAACGACAACACCAACAUCAACACCACCGCCACAAGGACGACAGUGGUGGCAACUGGAGCUGGCAGCCACAAUGCGACUAAUGAAGCGUUAAGCGCCGUAACAACGAGGCGUGCCACCCCAGUAACAACAACACCACCCCUACCAGCAACAUCCGGGGAAAAAGCCGUAAAGGGCGAUGCAACAAGUGUGGCGGCUGCGACAGGACCUCUGCCACGCCCCCCUCCCAUCAGCCCCACACAGCUCACUAGCCAGCAGCAGGCAAUGGCAACUUUGGGGCCAGCUGCAACAGCAACAGCUACAGUAGCAGCAUCCGUGACCAGCCACAAGGACAAGCCAAAUGCGGAGGACGAGGAGGAGGAUGAAGAUGACGAGGAUGACGAUGAGGACGAGGAUGGCGAAUACGACGAGGAGGAGGACGAAGACGAGGACGAUGAGGAGGAUGACAGCGAUCAACUCAUACCAAAUAUUAUAUAGUUAAGGAGCUGACAAAUGGCUAUUAAUUCUAUUACUUAUAUCCGGUGCUCAUGUAAGGAUUACAUUAAAGAUUCAGAUCUGAUUUUGGAAUGAGCCACCAGGCUCCAUUCUUCUAAUCAUUUAAACAAAAAGGGCAACCUAAGUUUUCAUAAAAGGUAUAGAAAUAUGGUGACAACAUGUCUUUACACAGAUUGAAGUAGGUCACAAAUGCAAUCCAAUGAGUACCGAGUAUCUCACAACUUACCUUACUUGUUUUUUUUUCAUAUUUUUUAAUUGAUGGGCCCCCCAAUUAACAAGCCCAACUUUUGCGAUAGAUAUACAUAUAUAAAUUGUAUUUAUUUAUGAUAAUUUUAGGGAUUAAACUAAGCAAUUUUCGAUUUAACAAAUGUCAAAAAAAAAUGAUAAUAAUAAAGUUUGCUAAUCUUAAGUGCUA